AGCCAUCUCGACCAGACAGACCCCUGGUGCCUCUGUUACUUCAAUCGUUCGGAACUCCUCGUGCGCCCUGCCCAUCCUAUCCUGAUUGGUGGUCUCCCCUCGAGCUCUCUGUCUAACCUCGCGCGUCUAUCUAGGCUUGCCGCCAGAUCUUCCUCUUCCGGUGCCGUGACUCGCCUCGCCCGACGCCGGCCCCUAUCGUUCGAUCAUCCCACCGUUUCGACGUCGAUCUCAGAUUGCCUCUGGAGGAACGGUACCAGGCCGCCUGCGGUUUUUCUCUACUGCAGACGUGUUUUUGCAGAGACUAUAACCCGGGGUGGUUCCGCCUCAGGACCCUAUGUUGAAGAGAAGGAGAGAACGUAUCCGAUCCCCGACUCCUCCUCUCUCCUCCCCCAUCGCCUUGAGCUCCGCCUGGCUCAACCAACCCCUCCCCACGAACCUCUUUCAGCCAAAUAAGUCACGGUCUCAUCUGCCACGUUAAAUGGCAGAUGGUACCUACAGGUUCCAGCAGCCUGGGGCCGGGCAGUUCUUUUUCCAAACACAACAACAACGACACCUCGUCCGAAACGGCACCAACUCGCCGACUGGAAGGUUGAAAUUCAGCCACGACACUCCUUCUCCUUCUCGUUCCCCUCCCCUCACCCAAGCUGCUGCGCUCAAUCCAUUCACCAUGUACAGCCAAACCCAUCAAGGGCAGCAUGUCAUGAUGAAUGGGGGCCAGGCCCACCAACGGUUUGGCAUGCAAAUCCCCAAGUUCCAAUCUCAGAACCAUCACCCCCACCAUGCUCAACAACCACAUCACCAUUCACACCAUAACCAGGCUUCUCACAAUAUAAACCACCAGCACAACUUCUCCAGCGGGGCAUUGGCCACCACUACCCCACACUUCACCCCGAGCCAUAUGCAAAACGGAGUUCACGCUACUCUUGACGAGGAUAUUGACGAGUCCAUGAACGAACACUGGCAGCAACAGCUUCAGCUGGCUGCCGAGUCGAGGCAGGCCAAUUCGCCACACUAUCACGCCCGAUCAGUCGCACAGCAAGCCAAGGGCAUCCAAAUCUCUCAGCCCGAAACGAAUGAAAAUGGGGCUGAUGGACGUAAUGGCUUGGCCAAGAAGAAAGCCGCUCCAAGGCAAGGCUGGCAUGCCCUCGAUUUUGGUGGACAGGGAUUACGCGCGCUUACCACCUCUCUGUUCAACUAUGUUUUCUUGGAAAAGCUUUACUUAAACCACAACAAACUCAAGGCCCUUCCACCAUCAAUUGGUCAGCUACGAAAAUUGAAUCACCUGGACCUGUCGGGCAACGAUCUCACUGAGCUCCCUGAAGAGAUUGGAAUGCUUACAAGCUUAAAGAAGCUUUACCUGUUCGAUAACAAUCUCCGUACACUUCCUUAUGAGAUGGGAUACCUCUAUAGGCUGGACACUUUAGGUAUCGAAGGCAACCCGCUCAGUGAUAUUCUCAAGUCACAGAUUAUGAAGGAAGGAACCAAAGCUCUGAUCAGAUAUUUGAGGGAAGAAAUGCCAGUUCACCUUCCACCUACUGACAGAGACUGGGUCAUCCUUGACGAAACCGCGAACUCAUCAAAUAACCCCACAGAGAAAAUCACCGUUCUCUCAUACAACACGCUGUGUGACUCGUCUGCUACCCCGUCACACUAUGGCUACACUCCCUCCCGCGUUUUGUCAUGGGAGUUCAGAAGAGAACUCAUCUUGAAUGAGCUGCGGUCUCAUGAUUCGGAUAUUGUCUGUCUCCAAGAAAUCGAUCAGGGUAGCUACAAUGACUUUUUCCGGGAGCAGCUGGCCUACAAUGGCUACAAGGGUGUGUAUUGGCCACGAGGAAGGGCCAUGGGUAUGCAGGAGGAAGAGGCCAAAUCGGUUGAUGGCUGUGCUGCUUUCUUCAAGGGAAACAAGUUUAUACUCCUGGAUAAACAAGUCAUCAACUUCGGCCAGACUGCAGUGCGGCGACCAGAUGCCAAGGGGCAAGAUGACAUCUAUAACCGACUCUGGCAAAAGGAUCACAUCGCCGUCGUCAUUUUCCUAGAAAACCGACUAACUGGUUCUCGGUUUAUCGUCGUGAACGCUCAUCUUUACUGGGACCCCGCCUUCAAAGAUGUCAAGCUAAUUCAGACAGCCAUUCUGAUGGAGGAACUGACGAAACUCUCGGACAAUUACGCCAAAUGGCCCGCGUGUACCGAUAAAGCAGCAUUCCGGUUUUCUGAAGCGGAAGGCAACUCGGAAGCAUCGACCCCUGCAGAGCCGGCGCCGUCCGUCGAAUAUUCCAGUGGUGACCAGAUUCCCAUGUUCAUGUGUGGUGAUCUCAACUCUGCCCCUGGAUCGGCAGCGUACAAUUUGAUCGCGAAUGGACGACUUACCGAAGCGCACCCCGAUCUGGAGAAGCGUCUUUACGGUAAUCUUAGUCGGGUUGGAAUGACGCAUCCAUUCAAGUUGAGAUCCGCCUAUGGUAACAUUGGUGAAUUGAGUUUCACAAACUACACGCCGGAUUUCUGUGACAUCCUUGACUAUGUCUGGUAUUCAUCCAAUACGCUGCACGUGUCAGCAUUACUCGGGGAGGUGGAUAAAGAGUACCUAAAGAGAGUGCCCGGCUUCCCCAAUUUUCAUUUUCCAAGUGACCAUGUCGCAUUGUUUGCGGAGUUUACAGUUAAAGGCAAAAAGGGUAAGGUUGUGGAGGCGGAUUUCGGACCGCAACGGAAUUAAGGGUAUGAAGCAUAUCGAAUCUCAUGAGACUGGUGUUUGUGUAGCCGGUUUUUCUUGUCAUCUCGGAAUCUUUGGGGGUAUUGCGUGUGUCUGUGGUGUUCUAUUAUUGCCCUGCUUAUCCUUUUUUCAUCUUACUUUCUUGUGAGUUUUUAUUUGCUUUGAUUGCUGUCGCCAGUGGGCCUUUGUUUUCAAUUGAACCCGCUUAUCAUAUUCUUGGAAAGUAGUCAAUGGCGCAGCAACCUUCCUUUUUUCAUCUUCUUUCUGUUGGGUGCAUGUUUGUCUUCAUCUUCCUUUAUUCUCCUUUUUUUUCGAAUCUCAAUUUCGUCCUAGCUCAUCUAACGUCAUCAUC
This is a messenger RNA of Aspergillus wentii DTO 134E9, 3059 nucleotides long. RefSeq names its product CCR4-Not complex 3'-5'-exoribonuclease subunit Ccr4. Lineage: Eukaryota; Fungi; Ascomycota; Eurotiomycetes; Eurotiales; Aspergillaceae. The transcript has 2 exons. Gene Ontology annotation, molecular function: protein binding; poly(A)-specific ribonuclease activity. Gene Ontology annotation, cellular component: nucleus; CCR4-NOT complex; cytoplasm. Bases 479 to 2710 code for a protein of 743 amino acids. Gene Ontology annotation, biological process: nuclear-transcribed mRNA poly(A) tail shortening. The record is from RefSeq and is a predicted model, not a curated record.